AUGGUUGGCGACGGUAUCAACGACGCUCCUGCGCUUACAACUGCCGACGUGGGCGUCGCUAUCGGCUCCGGUUCGGACGUGGCCAUCAGCAGCGCCGACUUCGUCCUGCUUAACCUGGACCUACACGGCGUCGUUAGCCUGCUGGACCUGUCGCGGGCGGUGUUCCGGCGGAUCAAGUUCAAUUUCGGGUGGGCGCUUGUGUACAACUGCAUCGCGGUCCCCGUGGCGGCGGGGUGUCUGUACCCUAUCCUGAGCCAUGGCAGCCAUGUGCGCCUGGACCCCGUGUGGGCCAGUCUGGCGAUGGCGCUUAGUAGUAUCUCCGUUGUGACGAGCUCCCUCGUGCUGAGGAGUCGGGUGCCUGGGGUGGGCUUUCGGGUUCGGAGGGUUGAGCGAGGCUUCAGCUAG
This is a messenger RNA of Ilyonectria robusta, 405 nucleotides long. Its product is annotated as HAD-like domain-containing protein. The record is from RefSeq and is a predicted model, not a curated record. Gene Ontology annotation, molecular function: ATP binding; P-type divalent copper transporter activity; ATP hydrolysis activity. The transcript has a single exon. Bases 1 to 405 code for a protein of 134 amino acids. Lineage: Eukaryota; Fungi; Ascomycota; Sordariomycetes; Hypocreales; Nectriaceae. Gene Ontology annotation, cellular component: membrane. Gene Ontology annotation, biological process: copper ion homeostasis.